Messenger RNA from Spirodela intermedia, 2566 nucleotides. The record is from the annotation of a GenBank genome assembly. Lineage: Eukaryota; Viridiplantae; Streptophyta; Magnoliopsida; Alismatales; Araceae.
AUGGAGGUUAGGGAUCUGGUUGAAGGAGCCACUGAUGCCGAGGUCGUCUCCGUCGAGCCACCUGCGCCUUCCGGCUGGAAGAAGAAGGUAACGCGCCUCCUCCCUCGAGUUCCUUACUAUCUCCUAGCGAGGUGGUGCCAUCCCAGAGGGUAUGAGAGGAAGAGGAAAAAGAAGGGAAGCUGACCUAUUUCUUCUGCGGGAAGCCUUGAUCAGUGUGCUUCAACUGACUGCCUUUCAACCCCUCUGGUUAGCUCUUCAAACUCACUCGCUCCCUAUUUGUCUGUUCAAAUUCAAAACUUCAGUUGCGGAGAUCCUUCCUGGCAGCUCCUUGCGACGAAUCACACUUGAGGUCAACCAACUCCUUCCCUGCCGUUGUUCGUGCCUGUUUCUUGUCUCAAACUAUCUACGGUAGAUUGGGGCUCUCCCUCCUUUUGUUUUGUCGGGGUCUUUUUCUUCCUGCGGAUUGUUGAACUGUGAAGAACUUCAGCUGUUCCGGUUAGAAGAAGAACCCCCACACCCCCCCGCCCAACGAAGCCCGCGUCUCUCUCAUUUCGCUUGUUUUCCACAGCAGCGAGAGGCCGCCGCCUUAGCUCUGUUUCUUUGAGCUCGUCCCGGGUUCUCACUUCACCCUUUACCUGUAGCUUGUCUUCAGUUUCUUGUGGACGGUGGGAAGAGGGAAAAAUCAUAUUGUAUCUUGUGGGAAAAGGUUCUACCGCGGUGAUAGGUUGAAGCAACCAUACGAGCAAUCAGGACACCAAACCCAAAAAGUCGUUGCCUGGACUAUGCACAUGGUACUGUGUACAGAAGAAGAUCAGUCCCUGCUUGGUUGUUCCGGUUUUCUGAUUUGUUUUCUGGCAAGUCUCGUACACCAAUUUUGCUCUUUACAGAUUUCUUUUUUUUUCACCUGAAUCUUGUAAGUGCCCGAUCUGAAUUAAUUCCCGUCAUGCUUUAUGCCUCUCAGUAUCAUUUUAAAGGCGAUCAUAAACCUGUCGUCUUCUUUUUUGUUUGUUUUGUCACUACCGGCUUUUCAUUCCGUGACUGUGAUAGGCAGUCUCGAUGCUAAUGUGAAGUUGAUAUCUAGGGUACCACAAAUCUAGUAUAUGUGGAUGAACCUGGUUACUCUGGUUAUCGAUUUACAGUACCCAUUUUGCGGACCUUUUCUGUUGGAUUAUUGCUAUGUUCUGAGGCUCUUAGGUACGAAAAAGAAACCUAAAAUCGAUAUGGGUUGGCACCUUGGGGGUGAAUUCGUGUGAGGACGGGAGCCUGUUAGUCAGCAGGUGGAUUAGAUUAUCCCGACGCAAUUCGAACGUGGGAAGGCUGACCCGGAUCCAGUUGACGUAUGAGUAUGCGUCUCCUGCUUUUUAGGAGUCUUGUCCUUCGAUUUCAGCACAAGAUCCCUUUUAAUCGACUGUGCCUUUCUGGGUGGGGAAUCUUCUAUCCAGACAUGCCGUGGUCGUACACACAUGAGAUAAGGAACAGGAAGAGCGUUGUGGAGAAGGAGAGGGAGGGUGCCACAAAAUUGCACAAAAAUGUUUGCGUGUCCACUGUAUUAAAAAACGUGCACUAUGAUGUAGGCUAGUGUUAAUAUUUGCCCUCGACCGACUGGGCUGGCAAUGACCUAUGCAAAUCUUUAUGUAGGACGGUCCAAUCUCCUCUCGUGGACGGGGAUUAUGCCUAACAUCCGCAUGACAUCCGCUCGCGCGAAUUUUUACGAGAUUCCUUUUCAUUGCUGGUGCAGAUUGCUCCCGGCCGGGGAGGGACGCUGAAAAGGAACGAAGCUGUUUUCAUCGCACCUACUGGAGAGGAAAUAAACAACAGAGGGCAGCUCGUCGAGUAUCUGAAAUCGCAUCCUGGUGGACCUGCGAUUUCGAUAUUUGACUGGGGAACUGGAGAGAACCCCCGGAGAUCUGCAAGGAUCAGCGAAAGGCUGAAAGCAGCCCCCCCUACAGAAGUGGAGCCCAAGAAGAAACGGGCUAAGAAAUUAUCGGGCCCAAAGAGAGAUACUGGCGGGGCCAAAGUCGUUUCAGAAGGAACGCCGGAGAAGCAGGCUCCUGAUACAGAUUUGGGAGCGACCAGCAAGGGCCAUGCAGAGGAAAAAGAGGACGGAUCAGAAAAGGACCAAACUGUGGAAGUGGGUGAGGAGCCAGGUUCAGCCCCACCAAAAGAUGCUUCGGAAGGCAAGAAAGAGGACGUCAAAGAGAGAUCUGGGAUUGAAGCCUCUGGCGCACCCGUGGGUGCUGGGGGUCGAUUAGACGUCUCUGAAUCCAUCGCUUCUCCUCCCCAGGAGAUUAUGGCGGAAGGGAAGGCGCACGACGACGCUGAGAUUUUGGAGGAGCCACACGCCCGCGUCGAGGAGAAUGGGUCAGACGAGCUCCAGAAAGCUGGCAAAUCAGAUGAGGCCGUGGACGCCAGAGAGGAACAUGUGGUGCCAUCUGAGCAACAAAAUGGGACGGGACAGGGGGCUGCGUAUGAAGCACGCCUAUCCGUUGAAGGGGAAGCGGAGAAGAAGAAGCGCGGUGUGGUGAUCGAGAAUGGUGCCUGUGACGUGGAUAAUGCAGCCAUCUGA